GACGUGAACACCAACCGAAACCCUAUCGGCGGCCUCCACGCUAUACCGCCGUUUCUCUUCCUGCGCCGAUUCUUCUUCUGCUUCUUCUUCUUCCAUACGAUCGCCCAACUCCUACUCCACCCGAUUCUGCCGAGUCUCCUCCUCCUCUGCGCCGAUCGUUCCUCCUCCUCCCCCUCCCCCUCCGUGCGUCAUUUUCCGUUUUUUCCUGCUUCAGCCGCCGACUCCUCUUCUUCCAUUUCCAGCGCCGAAUUCGGCUUUUCAGAUUGUAAGAAUGGUUUUUAUGGAAGUAGAUCUGUCAUGGAAUGUGAUAAUUUCGCCUGAGCAACUUGAUGCAAAAGGGCUCCUGCUCCACAAAGCUAUUAUCUUACGACUCAUGGAUGACAUUGCAAGUCGGAAAGCAUCGAAGGAGCAUGGAUACUAUGUUGCAGUUACUACCUUGAACUCGGUAGGGGAAGGAAAGGUGAGGGAACUGUCAGGAGACGUACUGUUUCCUGUGACCUUCACCUGCAUCACCUUGAAACCCAUCAAGGGUGACAUUUUAGUGGGUACUGUGGAUAAGAUUCUGAAGCAUGGCAUAUUUCUGAAAGCUGGGCCAAUAGGUAGCAUCUUUCUCUCCGAGAAGACGAUGAGAGAUUACAAGUAUGUUGGAGGGGAUAACCCCAUGUUUCUGAACGAUAAGCAUGCUAACCUUGAAAAGGACACUAUGAUCAGGUUCAAGGUACUUGGCUUGAAGUGGUUAGAGUCUGACAGAGAGUUUCAAGUACUUGCAACUCUAGCAGCUGAUUUUCUCGGCUCUCUGUGACUUGUCACGAAUAGCUGGGAUCUGUGAUCAUAUUUCUGCAUCGAAUGCUUGACUCUGAAUUACCAUUGUGGUUCCCCUUGUUAGCUAACUUGGUUGUUCCAAGAACCUAACUUCCUUGUAAAGCUGUUGGAUGGUUAUUGUAAUGAACUGGCUCUAACUUGAGACUGGCCUUUCUGUUCUGUCUUGACCGUGAUGUAUAAAAGCAGUUGGUGAAUGUUCUACGUGCUGUGUAAAGUAGUUGGUGUAUCCUAUCAGUAACUUCCAUUUGUAUCGAUUGUUACUUGAAAGUGUCAAUUUCAAGUGAUUAUGAGUUUUUGAUGGAAUAUAUAAAUGAAGGCAACACGACUUAUUAAUGCAAA
Zingiber officinale is the source of this 1161-nucleotide messenger RNA. RefSeq names its product DNA-directed RNA polymerase V subunit 7-like. Gene Ontology annotation, molecular function: single-stranded DNA binding; single-stranded RNA binding. The coding region runs from base 272 to 802 and encodes 176 amino acids. Gene Ontology annotation, biological process: DNA-templated transcription initiation. The record is from RefSeq and is a predicted model, not a curated record. Lineage: Eukaryota; Viridiplantae; Streptophyta; Magnoliopsida; Zingiberales; Zingiberaceae. The transcript has 2 exons.